CACUCGAGAUCUCCCAUCACUACCGAGUAGUAUUUCUGUCUGGCAGUUAUUGCAGAGCGGACGCGUAUUCAGCAGCGACUUCAAGUGUUCAGCAGUCUAGGCUCUAGGCAUUGACUUGUGUGAUUAUCUUCAAUUAUUAUUUUAACGACAGUUGUUUUAUAUCUUCCAGUGCAACCUCAGCUUGUGAAAAUGUAUACCCAAAACUUAGAAGAAGAAGCAAAACUUGAUGCUAUGCAACGUCAUUGGCAAAUCAGGCGUGGAACAAUAUCAUCUACAUCUUUCUUUGAAGAAGUAAAUGAAACUGAGGAUCUUUUGGUGCCAUUCCAAAAUGCUCGUACUUCGUCCCAAAGGGGAUCCUGUGUUGCUCCUCCUCAAACCCCAACAUGCGAAGGAGAAAGUGAAGUCGAAUACAGGGAUCUCCAAGAGCCUCUUUUGCCAUCAAAACCAAUAUCAGUACCAGCUCCUGAAAAAGGACCCGUAAAGUUAGACGCUUCUUCCCUUGGGGAUCUACCGGCACAAUACACCAUUUGUGCCCUCGAACCCCAUCAACUCCCCGUCGUUGGUGUGUACAUUGACAAAAGAGUCACUCCUGGUUUUAAAUACCGCGUUAGACCUCUACCUGAAGUGGGCAAACCUUCAACAGCAAACAAAUGCCUAUUUGAUAAUAGAGCCCUGACACUUCAGAGCAUUGGAAGGGGCUACGCCAGGAGAUUCACUUUCGAAGCUGACAAGAACAAGUUAAAUGACAACAAACACUACUUCUGGAGCGACAACAGGCCAGAGGGGUACGCCUUUGAACUGGAGUUGAUUUCCGAAGGAGACAAGUUCACCUUCUUCGAUACCAACAAGGAGGCCCAGGGGACCGUAGAAGUCAUCAGUUUAGAGGGACCACAAUUAGAAAUUAAAAGUAGUCAAACGAAAGACGGCAUUGAAAAAAGAGCCAGUGUUAAAUUUACAGGUAAAGUUGAGUAUUAUGAAACCGGCGUCGCUAAACUGAUGCCGUUAAGUGGUACAGCCGUGUCGGUCAAAGCCAAAGGGAAACGUAAUGCUGAGGUUACAAAGGUUAAUAAUGUUAAUAUCAAUAGGCACAGAUUCUAUUUGCUACCAGGAAUGCAGAAGAUCCACAGGAGAGUCACUGUGAGGGGUGAGGAAAUUAACGAUGUGCCCACCAAGUAUACCAUGACUGGUUUGGAGCCGUAUGAAAUACCCGUUGUUGGAACGUACGUUGACCCAAGAGUUAUUCCCGGAUUUUACUACAAAGUCAGACCAAACGAUAGGAAGGAACACCUCUUUGGUGGAAGGGCAUUGAAGCUUCUUAGCAUUGGAAUGGGCUACGCAAAGAGGUUAACUUUCCAACCAGAUUCUUUAGUUUCACCAGACAAUUACCUUUGGUCUGACAAUCAUCCCGAUGGUUUAGGAUUGGAACCAAGAGCUGUUCAUAAAGGGAUGAAAUUCAUUAUUAAAGCCGGGGAACAAGUUCUUGGAGAAGCUCAGGUGUUUAGAAAUGAUCGUCCUCAAAUUGAAGAAAGAACAGAAAAGAUUAAGACUCCUUCUGGUUACGCAGUUCAGAAGUAUAUACAUAUCGAUGUAAUCUGCCACAUUCGUCUUGCGAGGACAGGUGGUGCUUCGACAGAAAAUGAUGAAUCUCUAAUGAGGGUGUCCGGUUUGGCAGUGGUCAGGAAGGAACCCAGAGCUUCCGAGGCACACGUCAUAAGAGUUGAAAACGUCGGUUUAGACUCGCAACUGCUCAUCCUAUUCACUCAGACUCAAACCGAACUGACCUUCGUUCCAAAGGAAUAUUAAACUACUAGAGUUCUAGUUUUAUGCAUCGCAUAAGUUCAGAAUAAAAGUAAUUAAGGGCUAUUGAUCUGUUUUGACAUGAUUGUAAUUUUUAAUCAGUUUCAUUCUAAACAAAUUAGCUCAUAAAACAUUAUUCCUAGUACUGUUUUACUCACGAAAAGACUUGAUUUAUUUAUAGAGAUUAUGUUCCAAUUUUUAUGACAUUGUUUUGAAAGUAAUAGAGUGAUCUGUAUAAAAAUACUUAAAUUAUUCUAUUAUUAAUUAUACAGACACAGCAAUGUGAUUUAUUUUUAGUACUGUAUUUUUUUG
This is a messenger RNA of Anoplophora glabripennis (Asian longhorned beetle), 2109 nucleotides long. RefSeq lists its product as uncharacterized. Lineage: Eukaryota; Metazoa; Arthropoda; Insecta; Coleoptera; Cerambycidae. Bases 190 to 1803 code for a protein of 537 amino acids. The transcript has 7 exons. The record is from RefSeq and is a predicted model, not a curated record. Gene Ontology annotation, molecular function: protein binding.